GCACGGGCCUCAUAAAAUACCACAAUGAAGGUGCCCUCGCACGAAUCCAUUUGUGACUGUGCGUGGGCGGGCGUGCAGACAUGAUUUCAUUUGCGAGUGGCUGGAGAAUGAGAAUGAGGGGGACCAGGACGAGGAGGAGGAGGAGGAGGAGAAAGAGGAAGAGGGCAGCCGGUCAGCGGCGGAGCGGACGACGGCGAGCGGAGGACGCCAAGCGCACUCAAGAAGGUGAUUGUGUCGCGACUUGAUCUCAACAGGCGUGUGCAUGUGAGUGUCUCUAUGGCGACAUGCAUGUGCCUGGUGGUGAGCGUGUAUGUGUUGGCAUGUGCGGGGUCCAACGUGGACACGCGCUUCCCGCUACUCAAGACAGGGGCGGACGGAACUUUUUUUGGACUUUCAGUCGCUCUGCAUCUUGACCUCAAGUCACGCACGCACCUUCUAUUGGUCGGCGCUCCCAGAGAGAUGGCGGAGGCGGAAGUGCCGGCCAAUCGAACAGGGGGCGUGUACUUCUGCCCGCUCACUGGUAACCAAUCGGAUUGCAAGAGGCUAUCGCUCAUCAAGACAAACUUGGAGCCGUCCGAGGACGUGGUUGAAGACAUGUGGCUGGGCGUGUCACUUGCCAGUCAAGGACCACCCGGGGGGCGGGUCCUGGCAUGCGGCCAUCGAUUUGUGAAAAUUUACGGCGCGUCCAAACUCCGGCACAUGAUCGGUCGCUGUUAUCUCCGUGGCAACGACCUUCGCCAUGCAGAUGCUGACGACCAAUGGCGGACAACUGAGCAGGUGUGCAGUCACCUGGGCGACGUGAGCGGGGAGGUCAUGUGUAACUCGGGAAUGUCUGCCGCCAUCUUUCGCCAUGACAUCAUCAUCGGAUCGCCUGGAAGUUACCAAUGGCAAGGAAACGUCCAUGUGAGCUGGAACAAUCCUGAUGUUGCCUUUGACACCAGGAGGAGCGCUUUCCCAAACCUGCAGCGAAGGAACAUCUACUUAGGCUAUUCAGUCACUCAGGCAGCGAGUCUUCUCUCACAGGAUGAUGUCACCAUAGUAACAGGUGCUCCAAAAGACACUAAAGAGGACGCUCGCGGUUCUGUGCUGCUGGCAGUCAAAAAUGGCACCGGCAGUGCGCUAGCCAUCCGGCAGACGCUGCGAGGAGAACAGACGGGCUCGUACUUCGGGAACGCCGUGGCUGCCGCAGACUUGGACAACGACGGGUGGUGCGACCUGCUGGUGGGCGCGCCUUUCUACUUCCGGCGGCAGCAGGAAGUGGGCGGGGCGGUUUACGUGUAUAUGAACGCAGGGGGGCGCUUUCACUCAAUGCCCACUUUAGUGCUGAAGGGGCCGCCCGCUUCGGCGUUCGGGAUGGCUGUCGCCCACGCCGGGGAUCUCGACCGAGACGGCUUUCAGGACAUUGCGGUGGGCGCUCCGUUCCAAGGAACAGGAAGCGUUCUGAUCUGGCGCGGGAGCAGCACUGGCCUCUCCACGCAACCCAGCCAGGUUAUCACCGGCAGCAGUUUGUCGACUCGUUUCUCCACUUUCGGGUUCUCGUUGUCCGCCGGACUGGACGUGGAUGGCAACAAACAUCCAGACCUUCUGGUUGGCUCUCUGGAUGACAUCGCCGUCCUUCUCAGAACCCGUCCAGUGAUUCACCUCAACCAAACCAUAAGAGUGUCCCCAAACAUAGUGGACCCCAACACUUGUGACUUUUGUGUUGAGGUGGAGCUUUGUUUCUCGUACACGCGGAGUACUGGCAAGAUGCACCAGCGAGACAACAUCACCGUCCAUUUCUCCGUGGCCGCCGACGUCAGCAGCCUGAAGCCCCGCCUGCGUUUCCGUGGCAAUGGUCAGAGCGUGUACUCCGGCUUGUUGCUAGUUCCUGGGCGUCGCUGCAAAACUCUGAGUGUCGGAUUGCUGACUCCGGUCCGAGACCAAGUGGAAGCGUUGGUGUUCUCGCUCAAUGUGUCUCUACACCAGAAGAUGCCCAAGAACAAAGACCCCCUCCAGGACCUGGCAUCUUUUCCCGUGCUUAGCCGCAGACACCAACCCGUCCGAACCCAGGUUCACAUCCAGAAGUCGUGUGGUUCUGAUAACCUUUGCCACAGCAACCUGCAGAUGACAGCCCAUUUCACAGACUUCAGGCAGCAGCCACUGAGCACGUGCUCUGGCCGUCAGGUGUGGUUCUACGAGGGUGGUGUAGACCGUCUUCUGUUGGCGGUCAACAUCAGCAACACAGAGGAGGACGCUCACUUGGCCGUUCUUAACGUUAGCGUCCCGCCUGCGCUGGUCUACUCCGGAGUCCGAACAAAGGGUGGCGUCCAGGAAGUCCAAUGUUCCGUGGAAGGUUCUGUGGUUCUCUGCGAGAUUGGGAACCCAUUCAAAAGCAACCAAACGGUCGAAGUGUGGAUCAUUUUGGAGCCGUCAGAGAUCAGUUGGGAUACUCGGGAUGUGGAGCUGCUGCUGCAGAUGUCCACACUCAGCGAGCAGACGGACUUGACUCCAGUUUGGGUCUCCUUGAUGGUCAACUUCUCGGUGGACAUUUCCCUCAUGUUGACCCAUCAGCCAGGCCCCACCCCCUUCAGCGGUCACGUGUUGGGCGAGUCUGCCAUGAAGACCACGCAGGACGUGGGUCCUCUGCUUCUCUUCACCUUCCAGGUGCAUGUGGGCGGUUGGCCACCAGGUCGCCGGGGCAACCUGGAGCUGGCGUUCGAUUGGCCGAGUGAGCUGUCCAACGGGAAGCGGCUGCUCUACCUGACUGAGAUCACGCUGAACGGAAGCGCCGAGUCGCGAUGCGUUCCCUCUGGCGACGUUAUCAACCCGCUCCGCCUCAAGCUUUCCAGAGAGGAACUGGAGAGGUGGGCAAGGUGGAAUCCAGACCAGGAAAAGGAAGCAAGGAAUGACGAGGGAGCGUUACGCGGCCCACCUCGCAGCAACAAAUCUUAUAUCCUGGACUGCGUGAACGGCGGUGCCAAGUGCGUGCAAUUUUCAUGUCAAUUGUCGCACGUGAAGAAGAGCGCCAGCGUGACGCUGCGAGCACGCCUGUGGAAGGCCACCAUGUUGGAGCACUACAUGGACGCCAGGGCCGUGCUGAUCCGGGGAAAGGCCACUCUCAGGCUGGGGGUCAUCAACAUGGAGCCCCCCGGUGCACAGAUGGAGGUCUACGCUUACCCUGACCUGGAGAGACAGAUGGGCAGUGGCGCCCCCCUGUGGAUGAUUCUGGCAUCCAUCCUGGUUGGACUGGGCCUGCUAGCGCUUAUCUGCAUGCUGCUGUGGAAGUGCGGCUUCUUUGUGCGCAGUCGCACAUGGCGAGCAGCGGCGCAGCACCGGGGUCGGAUCCUGCCGGCGGAGGAGCGGCACGCGUGCCAGGACGCCGUCUUGGCCACAAGCAGAACCAAACCCAAACGCUGGCGAACCUGGACCGUCGUGGACUAAGACGCCAAGCUGAACUGUCGAGUCAGCGGCGAUCACCAACAUGGUGGACCACGAGGAGCCUGCUCAGUGCUGAAAUGUGUCUUGAUUUUUAUACUUUUUUUUUUUUUUUAAAUCACAUUUGCUUUGGUGUAGAUUUGGAUAUGCCAAUGUUGAAAAUUUGUAUCGUCAGUAUUGUAGCACCUGAAGUAAUUAGAGCAAAUGUGUGUUGCAUUAAAUCGUUGUUAAAAAGGUCGUGACACCAUGUUGACGGACAGCUCCGACAUUAAGUGUCUAUCGUUGAGUAUAUGUAUUGUUGGUUUUAUAAAACUUAAUUCUCCGGGCUCUGGUAGCUAAUGCUAGGCUAAGCUAUUGAGUCCGACCACCUUUCCUCGUUGAUGUUUUGUAAACUUUGUGAUGUCAAACUUGUUUGUGGAUUAAAAGGAGCUUUCCAACUGGAA
Molecule: messenger RNA, 3857 nt
Organism: Syngnathus acus (greater pipefish)
Lineage: Eukaryota; Metazoa; Chordata; Actinopteri; Syngnathiformes; Syngnathidae
Product: integrin alpha-3-like
Exons: 28
Coding region: 277-3420 (1047 amino acids)
Biological process (GO): integrin-mediated signaling pathway; leukocyte migration; cell-matrix adhesion
Cellular component (GO): external side of plasma membrane; integrin complex
Molecular function (GO): integrin binding
Source: RefSeq, a predicted model, not a curated record